This is a messenger RNA of Soboliphyme baturini, 1470 nucleotides long. The record is from the annotation of a GenBank genome assembly. Lineage: Eukaryota; Metazoa; Nematoda; Enoplea; Dioctophymatida; Soboliphymatidae.
AUGGUGACCGGUGGUUGCCGGUCACACCUCGACUGGCAUGGCUGCUGGGCCGACCGACCGACCGACCGACCAACGGCGUGCCAGCGCACCAACUGCACGAUGACCAGUUUUCGUCGUCGUCGUCGUCGUCGUCGUCGCCGUCGAAGAAGAACGAUCAUCAUCAUCAUCAUCAUCACGGGGUGGAACGCGAGUCCCAACGACUGUUGCGGAUGUCGCACAGCCGCCGCUGCCGCUGCCGCUGCCGCCGUCCGUUCGUCCGUGGACCCACCACAACAACCAAUCAGCGUUGUAGACUCCCACGGUGACGCCGAUCGAUGGAUCGAUGGCCCGACGAACAGGACAACGAUGGCAACGUCGGAGGUUCAACUACCCGUCGCCGUUGCCGUUGCCGUCGCCGUCCAAAGCUUGUUGACCACCGCCGUUGACGUUAUCCGCUGCCGCCGCCGCCCCCGCCCCCGCUGCUGUCGCCGCCGCCAUGGCCGCAAGUGCCGAUUCUUGCCCUGCCGCGUGUAUAACACGUCCUGCUUGCAGCACGGCAUUGGCGACCGGAGCGCGAUGACCAGUUUCCCUUCCCCUUUUCGCGUGCCGCUCCGGCUGACCGCCACCAUCGAACGACACGCAACGGACGGACGGGCGGACGGGCGGGACGGGCAACGGAACAACGCACAACACGUAAACACGGCCACGGCGAUCCAUCCGCCUUCGCCUUCGCCUUCGCCUUCGCUAGCGCCGCUGCUGCCACCACAGCCACCGCAAGCACCACCGCCGCCGCGGCCUGUGUACACACCAACCGACGAAGACGACGAAGGCGCAGGAAGAAGGAGCGGGUACAACAGCAGCACUGUGCGGCGGACAAACCUGGACGUAAGCCUACGGCGGCGGCGGCGGCGACGACGAUCUGUUGUCACCGACCAAGGUGUCCUCCCUUUGUGGACAAUGGCCACGGCUGCUGCUGCUCUUUCGUUCUUCGUCCAUCAGCCACGUCACUUCAUCAUUACGUCAUCACAGGAAGCACAUCGCGCGAUCGACGACGGCGUAAGCACGGUUUCGCAUUUGCUUCCUUCUAAGGAGCGCAUCGAAAGAAAUUCGACAGCAGACGCACCGGGUCAGUCAUCGGACGAGGAAAAUACUCCGAUCACUAGUGACCAGCCGACCGAACCUAACGCACACCAUGUCCUAAGUCAACCUCACCGUACCUCGCUUCUGUCGUCGGCGGCGGCGACAGUGGCGGCAAGUUCGGCUCUCGUCCGAGUGCCGCGCGAUGCGGUGCAGCAGUGGGCUGCUGAAAAACUAAUGAGUCGUUGUCGCUGUUGUUGUAGUCGUUGCAGUUGUGACAACGUGGAAUUCGAACGAACGCGAUCACCGUCACCUGCGACAGGGACCGCGACGCUACGUCGACCACCGGUGAUCCACGGUGACGUGACGCACCUCAGAAUCACAGACGAGGCACGAUCGAGUAGCAACGUCUGA